AUGAAGGCCAAAAGCAAAGGAGCCAAACGCCGGCACGCGGUCCAGGAGGAUGCUGCUUGCCAAGAGCCAGCCCAGAAGAGAGACGAGCUUCUGAAAUGUUCGCGGCGCCGGGAGAAGAGGAACAAAGAGAGCGCCAAGAGUGCCGCGCGGUCCACAAAGCUUCCCUGGAGCAGUAAAGACAGGCGGCUGCGACGCCUAGAGAGCAACGAGCGAGAGCGCCAGCGCAUGCACAACCUCAACAACGCUUUCCAGGCCUUGCGGGAAGUUAUCCCGCACGUCCGGGCGGAGAACAAGCUGUCCAAAAUUGAGACCCUCACCUUGGCCAAAAACUACAUCAAAUCUCUCACCUCGACGAUUCUCAGGAUGUCAAACGGGCACCUCCCUCCUGCAGUCGACGGGUCCAGUUCUGGCAGCCGAUCCAAACUCUAUGAACAUUAUCAGCAGCAGUGCGGGGAGGAGGAGUCGACUGAGCAGUUUCAGAAGUACUCGACCCAGAUCCACAGCUUCCGGCAAGGCAGCUAA
Messenger RNA from Euleptes europaea (tarantolino), 522 nucleotides. RefSeq names its product basic helix-loop-helix family member a15 (gene BHLHA15). Gene Ontology annotation, molecular function: protein dimerization activity. The transcript has a single exon. The record is from RefSeq and is a predicted model, not a curated record. NCBI's taxonomy places the organism in Eukaryota, Metazoa, Chordata, Lepidosauria, Squamata, Sphaerodactylidae. The coding region runs from base 1 to 522 and encodes 173 amino acids.